Messenger RNA from Rubroshorea leprosula, 875 nucleotides. The record is from the annotation of a GenBank genome assembly. Lineage: Eukaryota; Viridiplantae; Streptophyta; Magnoliopsida; Malvales; Dipterocarpaceae.
AUGCAAGAGACGAGACUAGCUUAAAGUUCCCAUGGAAGGGAAUUACAGUAGGUCAUAAUUUAUAACUUGGUAAUUUUUUCAGGAAGCACAGAUUCUACUACUGUUAUGGUCGGAUUAAAUUUGAAUAGCUUAUGGUAAUUACAGUAGAAGCGCCAAAACUAAAGCUACGAUCAAAGACAGCAAAAUGAGUUGCAUUACAAUGUCAAAAAGGCUGAAGAUCCAAUCUUCUUCAUUCAGCUGUCAGCUUCUUCUUUGACCUUUGCUUCCUUGAAAAUGCCAUUGGUGACAUAAAAGAAAAUUCUUCAGAAUCAAAUCAUUGACAAAUUAAAAACUUAUGAAACAGGCUGUCUCUUCUCAAGCAUGACUGCUUGGCAAACAGCAAGUCUCUUUUAAGCUUUAGCAAAAGGAGAUGUAACCAAGGUAAAGUGUAAAGGAGAUUUCUUAUCACCAACCUUGCUGCAAACAUAAAUGUAAUGGAUGUCAGCGUACUUUCCAAGUACUGUUUCUACUGAGCUUGUAUCCUCACCCAAUGGAAUAGGGUCUGUCAACUCCCUUAUUGGUUGGCCAGGGUCUUUUUCCGCCACAAAUUUCUCUGCAUGUUAAAGAUGAUGAGAUUAAAGCAGAAUCUGGAACUCAUUGGCCAUGACUACUCCAUAAGAGUAAAGAAGAAAAGGGAGGAAGAUUCCAUAAGAAGCUUCCUAGCAAUCACUUAACGGGUUUGAGACUUACCAUUCAUCAAUACUAUAUACACCUUUCAUUUAUAUAUAUAUAUAUAUAUAUAUAUAUAUAUAUUUUAUUUUCAUUUAGUGCUGUGGCUUUGUAAUGAUGGUGGGGACCGUGAUUAGGUAUGUUAAUAUUAAAUGUGAAUAUUAUGU